UUGCAAAUGAAGCAAUCCACAGGAAUCCUAAGGGUUUUAAGUUUUUAACCCGAAACAGCUUCACUUCACUUCACAACAUGAACACUGAGAGAAACGCGGUCUAAAAACAUAUUGUGACAGUUAUGUUACUUGGGUGCCAUUCAACACACAACAAGAUGGCCACCUUCCUCUGUUUCCUCUGUUUCCUACUGAUUUUCACGUUCACACCUUUAUCACACUCUCAACCGGAGCGUUUCACGAGGCCUUUGGGUGGGGCCCGCCAAGAAUACUUCGAGGUGAGUUACCCUCCACCCUCGCACGAGCCCACACCCUCGUGCACGCACCGAAUCCUCCACCACUCCUUCGCCCACACCAUCGAUUCCCCUCCGUACACCACCCCCUACGCGCCUCCCACGCGCUGCCCUGCCCCGUGGUCGCGCGUGGUCCUCGAUUUCCACGCCCGCUGCAAGGGCGAGCAGUACGACCGCAUCGCCGCUAUAUGGCUCGCCGGCGUCGAGCUCCUCCGCACCAGCACCGCCGAGCCCACCGCCGCCGGUAUCUUCUGGAACGUCCGCAAGGACGUUACAAAAUACUCCUCCCUCUUCCUCAAGCCCGACCUCGACCUCACCAUGAUGCUCGAAAACAUCGUCAAUCGUGACUUCACUGGAAUCUACCACGUUACCGUUACACUCCUCUUCUACAACCAAUACUACGUUAACGCUCCCGUUAGGGUUCCUUUUGUACCUUGCCCCGAGGCUCUCAAUUUGAACCCAAUCGAGUCGAAAUCCAGAUCGAGAUCUCUUAUUCAGGAACCUGGUUUCAGCGGUGUGACAGAAUCGCCGGCGGAUUUGAUUAUUCCGAUCUCCGACGACGGACGGCGGGGGUUUUGGUUCAAGGUGGAGGAGGAAAAGCGUUCGUGUUCGCGGAAAAUUCGAAUUCCGCGGAACACUUACAGAGCGGUGCUUGAACUCUACGUUUCUUUUCACGGAAACGAUGAGUUUUGGUACUCGAAUCCUCCGAAUUCUUACAUAACGGCGAACGGUCUGGACACGGAGCGUGGUAACGGCGCGUACAGGGAAGUGUACGUGACGAUCGACGGGCGCAUUGUGGGGUCGGAGGUUCCGUUUCCGGUGAUAUUCAGCGGUGGGAUAAACCCUUUGUUUUGGGAACCAAUGGUGGCGAUCGGCGCUUUUAACCUUCCCUCAUACGACAUCGAUUUGACGCCGUUUUUGGGGAAGAUUCUCGACGGGAAGGACCACGUGUUCGGAAUAGGGGUGGUGAAGGGAAUCUCUUAUUGGUUGGUGAACGCAAAUUUGCACCUUUGGUUGGAUCAUGAUUCCACUGUGGUUCAUGCAAACCCUGUGGUUCAUUACAGUCCCGAAACUUCAAUCGAACGGCAAGAAGAGUUUAGAGGGCUUGAUGGGGCUUUUGACGUUGACGCGGAGAAGGAAACGCAGAUUACAGGGUGGGUUAUAACCAGUGCUGGUAACAUCACCACCACGGUGUCGCAGGGUUUCUCGUUUAAGAAUUUCAUUAAGUUCCAACGUAAAGGGUCUUUGAAAACGGUUAAGCAGAAGUUCAAGGCGAAGAAGAAGGUGAAGGUGAUCGAUGGCAGAGGGGAAUCGAUUACGAGGUUGAAGGUUCGGCGAAGGUACCCCCUGCGUGUUGUCACCAACACUCAGCAGUUUCAGGAUGGGACGUAUCGUGUUGUCACUGAUGUUUCUCAUUCUGUUAAGGAGAAGUACGUUAGUGGGUGCUUUGUGAAAUCGAUUAACAAUGUUCAAAACUCGAAGGGGUGGAUGGAGGUUAAGGGUCACUCUGUUUUGUCGGGUCAAGCUAGCACCACGCAGAAUUAUAGUUAUGUUGAUAGGGUUAUUUGCUACUCGCGGAAUGUUGCAGCAGCUAAUGGCAUCAUUGUAACGGAUAAUUCGACUUUUGUGUGCGAACUGUGAAAAUUCUUUGUAGUUUCUUUUUUACGUACACCUAUUUGUGUAGUAGUUUCCCAUGUAGGGUUUUAGUUUUAUUUUUUCUACUAGGGGGAAGAAUGUGUAGUAGUAGUAUAUUUUGAAUCUACAUGUAUGUAUUUCCCACUUUCCAUAGGUAGUUGUUAUGUACUACUGUGCCCGGGAUCUAGACACCAAAGAAACACAAGCCUGUGAAUCUUAAAAAUCUGUCACGGUUAAUAAACAAGAUUCAGUACUUGUGAAGGCAAGUAUCAUGAAAGCAUGGCUUCUAGUAGAAGAGAGCUUACUGACGAUCAUCUUCAGUGUGAGACCAUCCUUGCUAGUCUUAAACCAAAGCCUGAGGGCUGCUUGGCUUUUAAGAAAAUCUAUUUUCAUU
Cajanus cajan (pigeon pea) is the source of this 2319-nucleotide messenger RNA. RefSeq names its product Peptide-N4-(N-acetyl-beta-glucosaminyl)asparagine amidase A protein. Lineage: Eukaryota; Viridiplantae; Streptophyta; Magnoliopsida; Fabales; Fabaceae. The record is from RefSeq and is a predicted model, not a curated record.